Microsporum canis CBS 113480 is the source of this 666-nucleotide messenger RNA. RefSeq lists its product as uncharacterized. The coding region runs from base 1 to 666 and encodes 221 amino acids. The transcript is spliced from 4 exons. NCBI's taxonomy places the organism in Eukaryota, Fungi, Ascomycota, Eurotiomycetes, Onygenales, Arthrodermataceae. The record is from RefSeq and is a predicted model, not a curated record.
AUGAAAGUUGCUCUCGUGUUCAUUUUCAAUAUCCAAAGGCAUUUUUCUAGAAUCCACAAGUCAUCAACCCAGAGGACAGUUGGCCAGUUUACGCUACUCCCAGUGAUAUAUAUACGCCGUCCGUCAGGAAUCGAGAAAUACCCAUCGAUAUAUUACCUUUAUAAUAUCUCUGCGUCCUACCUGCGCGCCAGUCAUCGAAAAGGAAAAAAAACCCGCCUAAUAAAACAAAUCAGACGACCACCCCUGACCUUCUAUUAUCUAGAUCAACUCAUAGCAAAAUGGUAUGCUUACUGCUCAAACUAUGCAAUUAUUAACUUGUUCUUAAUUGAAAUAUUUAGGCUCCACAGACUCCCCAACAGCGAAGGGCGAACGAGAGAUUUGCCAAAAAAGAAGCCUCCAAACCAAAGUCUCCUCUAUCUAUGGGCUGGGUUGGUACGUGAUAUUACCAUUUCGCAUCCGUGGGACUAUACACCGCUCUCAUCCCCUAUUACGGCUUUACACCUCCGAGAGGAAGAUGUUUUUUACGGGAUAUCUGCUAACUACCUCGGUACCGCAACAGUUCUACUGCUUUUCGUCCUAUGUGGUGGUAUCUUUUUUGAAUUAGCCAGGGUCAUCCCCGAAAUAUGGGGUUAUUUCUCUAGAUUUAUCACCCAAUGGACCAGUUAA